This is a messenger RNA of Leucoraja erinaceus (little skate), 3450 nucleotides long. RefSeq names its product casc3 exon junction complex subunit (gene casc3). NCBI's taxonomy places the organism in Eukaryota, Metazoa, Chordata, Chondrichthyes, Rajiformes, Rajidae. Gene Ontology annotation, cellular component: exon-exon junction complex. The transcript is spliced from 13 exons. Gene Ontology annotation, biological process: mRNA processing. Gene Ontology annotation, molecular function: mRNA binding. The record is from RefSeq and is a predicted model, not a curated record. The coding region runs from base 58 to 2214 and encodes 718 amino acids.
GGGUAUUGUGCCUACAGCUCCCAGCGUGCAUCGCUCUGGUUGCCUCAGCGGGCCAAGAUGGCGGACAGGCGGCGGAGACGUGCUUCUCAAGACACCGACGAGGAGGACGAGGAAGCGCCCCGCAGGGAGGUGGAAGUCGUUCCCACCGUCCCUUGCAUCUUAGACUUGUCCGGGGUCCAGGCUCGCGGAGCGGAAUCGGAAUGUGAGAGCGAGGAUGGCAUAGAAGGUGAUGCUGUUGUACUUUCAGACUAUGAAAGUGCUGAAGAGAAUGGUUCUCAAAAAUCUGAAGAAAAUGGUGGAGAAUACAGUGAAGAGGAAACCCCAAAACUGGAAACAAAAAAAACAAGCAAUGAAGGGAAUGAUGAUGGAGCAGCAAAGGAAGUAAAGCCUGAAGAGAAAGGGGAGAUUACUGGAGAGAGACAGAGUGGAGAUGGACAGGAAAGCAUAGAACCUGUUGAAAAUAAAAUAGGUACAAAGAGCAGGCGGCAAUUGGACGAUGAUGAGGAUCGGAAAAACCCUGCCUAUAUUCCACGGAAGGGACUCUUCUUUGAACAUGAUCUCAGAGGACACACGGAACCUGAGGAAGUGAGGCCAAAGGUCCGACAGCGCAAGCUCUGGAAAGAUGAAGGUCGAUGGGUACAUGAUAAGUUCCAAGAAGAUGAACAAGCCCCGAAAUCCCGAGAUGAACUUAUUUCGAUGUAUGGUUAUGAUAUUCGAUCAGACAGAAACCCUGAUGAAAUCAGGCCGCGAAGGAUGAGGAAGCCAAGGUUUAGAAGUCCUCCAAAUCGAGACCCUGAUUGGAUGGAUGAACCGCCACCAAGGCCUUACUUACGCAAAACUACUAAUAGCAUACCUACUGCAAGAACUUUUAACCGAAGGAUGAGUGGACCAGAACGGAGAUCUCCAGCAAGGAACUACUCAAAAAAUGUUUGUUAUAACGAAGAUCGUGAGAAUAUGAGGCCGGUUGAAAUCUAUAGCUCAAGAAGUUACCACUCUUCGGGGGAACUGUCCAACGGUGAAAAUAAAAUGGACGGCAGAAACAUUGAGCAGAGUUACGCGAGAGAGAGUGUGAUUGUAACAGACGGUUUGCAGUCAGUGAAGAGUAAUGGUGUGGCAAGAGAAGAUGAUUCCAAACAAAAUCAGUCCCUCCCUGCUGAGAAUGUGCCACAGGUACAGGAAAAAACGAUAGAAAAGAAAUCCUAUUCCCGUAUCCGAAGGACCAGGAACAAAGUAAUCGAGGUGGAGAAACCACAGCCCGCGGAGGACACCCCUGUCCCAGGUUUGGUUGCUCCAGCUCAGCAGACACCUGAUCAACCUGUCUCCCCACCAGCAUCAAAGGCUGGCUCCUGGGACACCCCACCCGUAGACUCAGCUGUGACUGCGCUAGAACAAGAGAUGACCCAAAUUAGCUUAUCGGGGAAAAACUGGACUCCAAAUAGUCAACCGCAAUAUGUACACCCAAGAGAACUCCGAGGAAUUCCUAAUUCACCACACAUUAAUGCUUCAACUGCUCAAUAUAACAGAGUGGAAGAAAUGGGCAGCCAAGCAAGACGGGCAAAGCGUUACUCAUCUCAAAGACAACGGCCAGUACCCGAGGCACUCCCGCCACCACCACCUCCACCACCACCACCACCACCCCCUCCAGCACCUACACCAGCUCUAGGGCCGGGCCCAGCUCCUGGGCCUGCUCCCAUGCACAUUGGCCUCAUGGAAGGACACUAUUAUGAUACAUUACAAUUUCAAGGACCAAUUUAUACCCACAAUGAAAGCCCGGCCCCUCUGCCACCCCAGGGCCUGAUUGUCCAGCCAGAUAUGCACCUUCCUCAUCCAGUUCCAGGUUUUAAUCAUCACCAGUCACCUGGCCACCUAACCAACACUGGUCUUUAUGCUCCACAAGUCCCAUUGCCAACUGGUCAACCACCCCCACCCCAAGUGCUACCGCCUCCUUUCUUCACACCUGGAAUGAUGAACUAUGGAAAUCCCAGUUACCCGUACCCAACUGGAGGACUCCCACCUCACAUUUAUCCAACUACUCAGGCCCAGUCUCAGGUCUUUGGUGGAGUCACUUACUACAACACUGUUCAGCAACAGGCUCUGCCAAAGCCAUCACCUCCAAGACGACAAUCGCAGCCUGUUACUGUUAAACCUCCGCCACCCGAGGUACUUGAUACAUCCAUCAUCUGGUUUCCACGCAGCUUAGGGCAGCCAAAAUGAGAAGCUGAAAGAAAGGAAUGAAGCUUAACUACCAGGGAAGUCUGUCUAUGAAUUUAAACAGAAAUGAAUUUGUGUGGAUAAUCGGUCCUCUGUUCCUGUGUUGGACACCCUGCUGACUUGACGAUGCUACUAAUGUUGCUAAUAUUUGCAGCCGUCGUUUAAUUCUGGCUGCAGGACUUGCCAGCCGGUCUUUUAACAAUGCACAGCAACAAGCAGAAUUGACUCCACACGGUUUGUACUGUGCCACUUGACAAGUUGUGGUUGUUGAGCAGCUUUCCAUUACUGUGUGAAUGGUAACAUUGUGGAAAUCCAGCCGUCAAGGUUUGAUUUAAAAUUUUGAGUCCCAUGUGAUCAAGUGCAACUGAAGAGUUUCAAAAUAAAUAAAGCAAUAAACCCCCCCCCACGACCACUGAGCCUUCAUGUUGAGUGAGACCUGUUGUUUCCUCUGCAGCUUAGUUUGCUCUAGCCUUGUCUUUCCUCAGCUUUCAGUAUACAUUCAUUAAUAUUUAAUUCAAAAGUGUCUCAAGAUGACUACUUUUGCCUAGUGGACAAUCCCGUAUGCAAUAUGGAGACAAUAUAACGCCAUAUGUUAACUGGUGCCCUCUAUAUAGAGCGAGUGAACAGGAAUAUCAAAAUACAGUUUAGUUUUAAGCCUAGCAUUUAUUGCAGGCAGAGUAUUGGUUCAAAAAUUAUCUCCAUUGUUUCUCAAUUCAUUUUACUUAAAAAAUAAAAAUCCCUCAAGUCAAUUGUAAAUUCUACUUUACCAUAUCACACAUCUUGAUGGAAGUAGAGUACGUCGUAUGGCAGUUGCAUUCAACAAAAAGAGCAAUUAAAUCAAAAUUCUGCUGCCAGCCAUUGAAGUAAGGUUUUUUUAUAUUGCAUUAACUUCAGAAAUGAUAAAUUAUUCUCCUUGGAAACAAAACAAAGGAGGCAGGUGAAAGCUGGUGAAAUGCACUUAGCUUGUGCUGUUUAAGUUUGGGUUGUGUGUAAUACCACCAUGCACAGCUGAAGGAAGCAGGACUCAAGGAUGUUUUUUUACUCCUGUGGUGAUUAUAAUAUCAACUGAAAGUCCUAAUCCAAACUGUAAUACACUGUAUUAAGACGGAGAACAGACAAUCCAGUCAAGAUGUCUCUGUUCCAGAUGGUAGUCUUCAUCUUUUAUAAGAGCACUUUACUUGGGUACAUCCUUGACGUGUUGAUUUGUGGCAGUGUGACCAUUGAUACAAUAAAUAGAUA